Molecule: messenger RNA, 996 nt
Organism: Suillus plorans
Lineage: Eukaryota; Fungi; Basidiomycota; Agaricomycetes; Boletales; Suillaceae
Product: putative serine/threonine-protein kinase vrk
Exons: 3
Coding region: 1-996 (331 amino acids)
Biological process (GO): signal transduction; endocytosis; peptidyl-serine phosphorylation
Cellular component (GO): nucleus; cytoplasm
Molecular function (GO): ATP binding; protein serine/threonine kinase activity
Source: RefSeq, a predicted model, not a curated record
AUGAACAGCGUUCCAACCCGAGUUGAUGGCAGAUUUAGGCUGGGAGACAUUCUGGGAUCUGGCUCAUAUGGUGUUGUAUACCAUGCACGGAACAUUAUCAACGACGACGAACUUGCCGUCAAACUUGAGCCCCUUAUCAACAACUCAUCUUCUUUAGAGCAAGAAUAUAACAUUUUGAAAGAACUUGAAGGUGGAGUUGGGAUCCCACGUGCCAUAUGGUUCAGUAGAGAGGCGACAUAUGAUGCUCUAGUCCUCGACCUUCUAGGGCCAUCCCUACAUGAUCUCUUCCUCGCGCGCAAACGAAAAUUCAACCUUCAUACCAUCCUGAAUAUCGGAGACCAACUGCUCUCAUCCCUGGAGUAUAUCCAUUCACACAACUACGUUCACGGUGAUAUUAAGCCGCAAAAUAUCUUAGUCGGUCGCGGUGCUUUACAGAAAACCGUCUUCGUUGUCGAUUUUGGUAUUGCAAGGGAGUACUGGAACUCUGAAACCCAAACCCAUAUGCCAUUUCGUCAAGGUCGACGUCUUACUGGCACUCCUGCGUUUGUGUUGAUCAAUAACCACCUGGGAGUCGUGCCUGGUCGUCGUGAUGAUCUUGAGUCGCUCGUAUACAUGUUGAUUUAUUUCAUCUGCGGCUCCCUUCCAUGGUUGACUAGCGACUAUGAGAAGCUCUCUAGCUCCUCGAUACUGGCACACAAGGUGGACACCACCAUUGAAGUUCUGUGCCUUGGAAUUCCUUCUGAAAUCACAACUAUGCUCAUUUACUCGCGCAAUCUCGCAUUCUCCGAAGAUCCCGACUAUGAUUAUCUUCGAUCGUUACUCCAUGGUGUUUAUGCCACAGUACCUGCAACAGCUACAUGCUCACUCGAUUUUGGCCAGUCCAACGAUCUCGUCAUACAUUCCCCUUCAAUUCCUAGAGAUCACCCAGUAGCUAAGGAGGUGCCUCCAUGUCGACCAAAGACAACGCCCCUUCGCAGAUCAGCUCGUCAUGUGUGA